CCCAGCCCGCUGUGCGCCCUCCACCCUGCAUCCCCUGCCCUCACGUCCCCUGCCCUGUCUCCUCCUGACCUGCCACCCUGGCUGACUUGAGAGGCGCCUCCAGACACCUGUAUGCAGCUCCUUCAGCAGCUGGGGUUCCCACACCCUCAGGCCAGGGGCUGGGCGCGGGUUGGGUUGGGGCAGCGGUGGUUGAGGCUGGGGCCAAGCCUGAGCUCUCGCUCCCUAGGGACAGCUCCCCGCAUUGUUUCUUUCCUGAGUUGAGGUAUAGGAGGGAAAGUGGCCUCAAAAUCUGGAUCCAGCGUGACCAGGAGCAAGGCAUCGCCCCUCUGAGUGUGUGUUGUCAUUCAGGAAGUGGAGCAGCCAGAGUCCUUGCCAAGCUGGUUUGGGUGUGAUUCCCCGGGACUCGCAGGGACAGAGCGCCAGCCUCACUCCACCCCUGAUGUUGUGGCCUCAUGGUCACAUGGCAGGCUCUGGGAGUUGAGGUGUGGGGGAGUCCCAGCCCCAUAGUGCCCCUGGCUCUACUCCCUCUCAGAGGUCAGGGAUCCUGAGGCUACAUCUCUGCUGGGUGUUCCACAGGAGGCCUGGCCUCGGCCCUCGUGGCCCAACCCAGCACAUGAGCUGCUGACAGCAGGGGCAAGGCCCCAUAUAGGUCAAGCCUGGAGAGCCCGUGCCUGGCCCAGGAAUGGGGGCAACCUGGCACAGGGUUCUCCCUCUUGGGGAGUCAGAGUCCUGGUGGCUGAAGGGACCACUGAGGCUUGUGGAGAGCAGCUGCGCUGCAUGGGGCCCUCAGGUGGGCACUCAGAUGGGGACAGAGAGUCCGGGGGGCUCCCCCAAGGAGCCAGGACCAGGGUGAGUUAGAGGAGCAGGGAGCCAGGCGGCUUGGCAUCCACUCCCCUGCAGCCCUGCCGUCUCCGCUGCUGUGUCCCGAGCAACUCCCCAGGGACUGCGAGGAGGCUGGGAAGGGGCGCCCGUGGGCUGCCUGGGCUGCCUGUCCUGGUGGGCCUGGCCAGGGGCUACCUGGAAGGAUCCCAAGCUCCUGCAGCACACACUGUGGCUGGGCCUCCAGCCCAUGCCUCUGAGGGCCGUGCUCCUCACCCCUUAGUCAGAAUCUCAGGGCCCACCCUUGCCCUCUCAUGUCAUCUGUACAAUGGCUGAGAGGAGUUCUCCUGUCCCGUUACCAGUGGGGACACAGAAGCCCAGAGACAAGGCCAGGAGGUCAGCAGACUCAGGGCACGCCCUGGCACCCCCCCAGGCCUGGUGAGGUGUGACUUCUCUAGAGGGACAGUUUCUGAGGGAGGGCACAGCCCAGCAGAUCAUCUUGGCACAGCACAGGACACACACUGAGGUGGCUGCAGGCCGGUUUCUGCAGGAUAAGAAACUGAUGCCCAGGUGGAGGGUGGGCUGGGGAGCAUGGAGGGGCCUGGGGCCAGGCCCCCUGAGCCUGCAGGGUUGCGCUACCCCCAGCCCUGUCUCCACCAGCUGUGGGCAGCCAGGCCCAGAAAGCCAGGCAUGAGUCCCCAGCCCCACAGGCCUGGAAGCCUCCUGGGCACUGGAGCCAUGUCCGAGUGCCCUGAAACCCCCAGGGGUUUUGCCCCGUGGGAGGGAGUGGGGGCUGUACCAGCAGCUUCUGCCGUCUCCUUGCUGUGCUAGAAACAACAUCCAGGGAGGACAGAUGAGCUGGGCCCUGAGAACAGCAGGUGUGGCUGCUUCCCCCAAGCAAGAGACUGUGGCAGGAGGAGAUUGUGGCUGAGGCACAGCGGGGCCUGGGAAGGCUGUCAGGUAGCCAGAGCCAGAUAAGGGGGUGGCCUUCAUCCGCUCUUCAUGCUGAUAGGCCUGGUGUAGAGAGAACGGGGCCAGGCCGCAGCAAUGGGCGGCUACUGUUCCAGCUUCCUCUGCUCCUUGGGAAUGCCCCGGGGCCACAGAUUCCUAAGCAGGGGAGACCUCGCUGUUUCUGGAACUUGCCCAGGGCCAUCCUGCCAAUUAGGGAUCAAGACAGGACUUGGAGCUGCAGCCUCCCAACUCCCAGAAAGAAGUUUGCAGUGGGCCAGACCGAGGUUCCUGGGGCCCACCCCAGGCACAUGUGGUCACCUCAGGAGCCUCUGGUGGGUGCGUUGCUGGGCACCAGGCUGUGAGGUAUCAGGGAGCAGAGGAGGUCCCAAGUAGGAGCCGUUUAUCAGUGGGGAGGGUCGUGAGGGGCAUGGGGAGUGGCCGGGUAAGGUUCUCUGCGGUGGUCCCUGCAGACAUGAAGCUGGGGUCCCACAGCAAAGGACUUGGGGCCGUGGCCUAGCCCAAGCCUUGCAGAGCAGGGAGACCAGGCGGUGGGAACAGGCCACAGUUCCUCAUCUCCCAGGACCUCUGUGGUCCCCACGGAGACGCAGAUCAGGAGCUGGGCUGGGCUUGGGGGACUCAGGGCCCCCACACAGCUUCUCAGGGAUUGUGUUGUGCCCCAAGGCCACGCCCACCAGAGCCAGCACUGCCUGGGCCGGUUCUGGAAGGUUUACCCAGGGGUCCUGCGAGUGGAGGGGCAGUCUGGGCAGGAGGAAGUGAGGGAGGGGAGGCCUGGGACCCUUGGGGGCUUGCAGCCCUGUGGGGGUUACUGAGUGCCCAGGCUGUUAGGGAGGACCCCAUGGGCAGGGCAGGGCCACCCCGCGACAGGCACAGCAUCUUUGCACAUGGAGCGCCUGGCCUUGGCACCUGAGAUCUGGACUCUAGGUUCCCACAGGCCACCCCCCAGCGCCUAGCUUGCUCCCCUAAGUCACCCUGGUCCGGGCCCGGGCACACAGCACUUGCUGCGCCAUUUAAUACACAAAGGCCCUUCCAGCCAGGAAAGCACCCACCUCCCGCCUGUCCCCAGCCGUGCACAGCCACCUCGCCUCCACCUGGAAGGCCAGCCCCAGCAGGUGGGCAGCCCUGGUGUUUCUCCAGUUUGGGCCACACUGUCCCUGUGUCACAGCACAGUGGGAGGGCACUGGCCAAGUGAGGGGUGGUGAAACUGAGGCAGGGGUACUUCUGCACAGAGCCAGCAGGGUGGGGAGCAGGGUCUGGGUGUGCACCCUGUGGAGACCUGGCACAGCCUGGGCACAGCCAGCAGGUGGCAGGUGACUGAGCUCUGCAGAAAUGGCCCGAAUGUGGGCAGGUGUCAGGAUCCAGGGUUAGGCAGUGGAAUGACAGUGACCCAUGCGGCCCACACCUGACCCUAGGCCACCCCCAUCCUCCCCUAGAGAAGGUCCUAGGAAGUGCUUUGCUGCCUGCACAGGGCAGUUCCCAGGGAGCUGGGGGCCAUCCUGAGUCGGCUUGUUCCGCAGCAGGGUGGAGACGGUGCACACCACCUGGCGUUGCUUGACUCUGAGGGUGUCUCCGGGCACCCCUACAGCUGGCAGCGGCUUUGGCGUGCUUCCUAUCUUGGUAAUGUCACUGGCCCUCUUAAAGUGACAGCCCAGGGAACAUCCUGCCUGUCAGUGCCAGGGCAUGGCCCCAGGAACAAAGCUGGAAUCGGGGUCACUUUCUUUCUCAAAGUGCUGCCAGGUCCCCUCCAGUGGUGUCCCAGCGCAGGGCAAAGGUGGCAAGGCUGUCUCAGGUGAUGUCCUCACCGCCCCCUCUGUAGGAGCACGGCGCUGGAGCCUGCCCUGCAUUUGGCCAUCUGUGGAACAAGCCAGCUCCCCUGGCUGCCAGGGGAUGGUGACAUGGUGCCCCCAGGCCUGUCUCCACAAUGGGGAGGGUAUCCGAAAGACCCAAAGAUGGAUUGGGACCCCCCACAUCCUGCUUUGGGGCAGCCGAGCAGUUCUGGACCCUCGGCUCUCGAGGAAGGGACAUCGCACAGCCGCCCCCACCUGCUGAACUUCCCAGCCCUUCAUGUCGGGCCUCCCCUCACUCCUCAGCCUGGAUUCGGAAGGUCUCCCAGGGGCCGACCUGAGGGCGGGAGGGCGUGUCGGGUGAGUGAGUGGCUGGCUGGACUGGGGAGGUCCACCCUCCAUGGUGGGGCAAGCUGAUCACCCCACCGCAGCUGGGGCAGGCCUGCCUGAGGCUGGAAAGCCCCAUGAAAAGCUCACAGCCAGGCACUGUUAUGAACAGGGUGUCACAGCCAGGCACUGUGUUAUGAACAGGGCGUGGACAGGAGCCUCUGCCCACCCCAGCCCUGCGUCUUUCUGUGCCCAUCUCUGCAUUGUCAUUGCUGGGGACACCCAGAUUCGGCCUCACGGGGCUAAGAGACACACCCGUCCUUGAGUACAGCCCCCAGCCACCCUCUCUGCUGUGGGCAGAGGGCAGGUGAGGCACCAGGGUGGCACAGCACUGAGGAGACAGCCCUAAGGUGCUCUCCCAGCCGUCCGACCUGGAUCUCCAAGACGUAGAGGAAGUGGAGAUCGGCAGAGACACCUUCUGGCCCGGUGAGUGAGUAGAAUCGGGUUACUGGGGGACCAGAGCUCUGUGCGUGCCAGGCUCCUCACAAUGCCCACCUCUGUGGCACCCCCAAUGCUGGCACCACCCCCUUCCUGGGGCCCCUUUUCUUCCCUGGCACCAGCUCACCUCUGCCCCAUGGCCCCUCCCCCACUCUAAUGCCAGUCCAGUUACUGAUGCUUCCCGAGGCGGUGACUGCAGCCCACAGCCACCUGCGCCAGUGGCCCCACGUGGACUCCUGCCGGCCCCAGCUGGACACAGUGAAUCAGGAACUCCUCCCUCCCCUCCACCUGCCUUGGGCUGGGGCUUCUGGCUCAGGGCACCACUGUCCCCCCAGAUCCACGAGUUAUCCUGUGUCCUCUCCUCCUCCUGCAUCCCCUAGAUGGCCUCCCCUCAGCCUGGCUGGAGCUGUGUCCAGGUCCCCUGCACCUCCCCCUUGAGAAGCUCCCAGGGUUCCCUCUGGGCGAUGUUAGUGAUAUGGCUGGAUUUAACAGUGCUGAGCCCUCGCCCACAUCUGGGCGGCCCUGGGGUGGGGAGCAGGUGUCUGAGGUCAGGUCCCUGGAAAGAGACCCUGGGCCAGAGAUUUGCGUGGGAAGCUCCUGGGGUGGGCAUGGGAGCUGGGCGGCAGCGCACUUGCCACCGAGGCCUGGGGCAGCCCCAUGAGGAGCUGUGCCCAUACGGACCACAUCCUCGGCAAGGGCUUUGAGGCGCCCUCUGGAGCUCUGGCGUCCCCCAGGUUCCGGGUCCUCACCAACACUUAGUGCUUCCUCCUGGCUAAGGGUGACCCCACGGUCUGUCUUGCCACUGUGGCUCCGUGCACCGGCACGGCCGCCGUGGUGACUGUGGAUGGUCCCAGCAGCUCUGGGUCACCCUACAACGCCCCCCACCCCUGUGUCUAUGUCAGCUCUCCCGGGCACAGCACUCCGAGCCACUGUCCGCUUGUCUCCCAUCCACUGGGUGCCUGGCCCCUCCUUGUCCCCUCUAAGCCCCCCUAUCCAGCUCUGCUCUCACUCCCCGUCCCCGUCCCUCCGUGCCACGGUGGGGGCAUGCGGGUACUAUCCGCCUCUGCCGUUUCUCAUUUCAGACUCCGAGCCCAAGCCGGAGCAGGCUCCACGCUCUCCUGGCUCUCAGGCCCCUGACGAGGGGGCGGGCGGGGCGCUGCGCAGCCUCCUGAGGAGCCUUCCCCGCAGGGCCCGGUGCAGCGCCGGCUUCGGGCCUGAAUCCAGCGCGGAGCGGCCGGCGGGCCAGCCGCCUGGGGCCGUCCCUUGCGCUCAGCCGCGGGGCGCCUGGCGCGUGACGCUCGUGCAGCAAGCAGCGGCCGGGCCCGAGGGUGCGCCCGAGCGGGCUGCCGAGCUGGGAGUCAACUUCGGUCGGAGCCGGCAGGGCAGCGCGCGGGGGGCCAAGCCGCACAGGUGCGAGGCCUGCGGCAAGAGUUUCAAGUAUAACUCGCUGCUCCUGAAGCACCAGCGCAUCCACACGGGCGAGAAGCCCUACGCCUGCCACGAGUGCGGCAAGCGCUUCCGCGGCUGGUCGGGCUUCAUCCAGCACCACCGCAUCCACACGGGCGAGAAGCCCUACGAGUGCGGCCAGUGCGGCCGCGCCUUCAGCCACAGCUCGCACUUCACGCAGCACCUGCGCAUCCACAACGGCGAGAAGCCCUACAAGUGCGGCGAGUGCGGCCAGGCCUUCAGCCAGAGCUCCAACCUGGUGCGCCACCAGCGGCUGCACACAGGUGAGAAGCCCUACGCCUGCAGCCAGUGCGGCAAGGCCUUCAUCUGGAGCUCCGUGCUCAUCGAGCACCAGCGCAUCCACACUGGCGAGAAGCCCUACGAGUGCGCCGACUGCGGCAAAGCCUUCCGCGGCCGCUCGCACUUCUUCCGGCACCUGCGGACCCACACGGGCGAGAAGCCCUUCGCGUGUGGCGCCUGCGGCAAGGCCUUCGGCCAGAGCUCCCAGCUCAUCCAGCACCAGCGGGUGCACUACCGCGAGUAGCCGGGCGGGGGCUCGGGGCUCGGCCUCCUACCUGCCCCCAACCCGCCCUCCACCCCGUCCCCCACGGUGGGCACUGCCCAGCACCGCAUGCCACGUGUCCGGAAUAAAUUUUUUAGUUGUUGGAA
Pan troglodytes (chimpanzee) is the source of this 6512-nucleotide messenger RNA. RefSeq names its product GLI family zinc finger 4 (gene GLI4). Lineage: Eukaryota; Metazoa; Chordata; Mammalia; Primates; Hominidae. The record is from RefSeq and is a predicted model, not a curated record. Gene Ontology annotation, biological process: regulation of transcription by RNA polymerase II. Bases 5242 to 6387 code for a protein of 381 amino acids. The transcript is spliced from 2 exons. Gene Ontology annotation, molecular function: RNA polymerase II cis-regulatory region sequence-specific DNA binding; DNA-binding transcription factor activity, RNA polymerase II-specific.